UCCGGUCUUGUCUCAGCUAAGCCCACGAAUGAACCAGAGCAACCUAAUCCCCGCCUGCCCGUCCCUCCCUCCCGGCCGCCGGAGAAAGAGACUCGCCACUUUCCUUCCGCCUUCCACUCUCGCCAUGGCCGCAGACUAAGGCUGCCAUCGUUGGUCCUCCCUCCCCCAUGGCGCCAUCGCUCCUCCACCCACACCCCCACCGCCUUCUCCUUCUUCGCCGCCCCACCUCCGCUCGCCUCCUUCAUCUCCACCUCAAACCCCUCUGCUCCUCCUCGACGUCGUCAUCUUCCCCCGCGCGGACCCCGCCUCCCCUCCACGGGCCCUCGCUCCGCCGCGGCCGCCCCCCGCCGGACCACCCAGACCCCUUCGCCCGCGCCUUCGACCUCGCCGCGCUCCGCGUCCCCGCCGCCGCCUGCGCGCCCCUCGAGCGCCGCCUCCGGGGCCACCUCCUCAACUGGCCCCGCGUCCGCAACGUCGCCCGACUCCCCAACGACCAAGGCCUCGCUCUUGCCCUCUCCCUCCCGUCUCCCUCGCCCCCCGCCACUCCGAUCGCGGUGUUGCGGCGGGAGAAGCUGGCGCGCGAGUUCAACGCCCGGGGCUUCGUGCGGUUCCCCAACCUCGCCCGCCUCUCGCGUCCCGCCGCGCGGAAGCGGAGGGAGAAGAAGGGGGCGGUAGGAGGAGACAGCGACGAGGAGGCGACGCGUGAGCGUGACAAAGACAAGGCGUAUGUGGUGGAGGUGGUGGGAGAGGGAGGAGAGGACGACGACGAGUGGAAGGGGUUGGUCGGUGUGGAAGGCUUCGGGAGGGGCGCGUGGCGGAUGAGCCCCACCAGGCUGCUGCUGCUGGACGAGAGAUACGCCGAGAGGAGGGUGGACGAGCUCCCGGAGGCCGUCAAGUUUGUGUUAGACCAUGGAACCGACCAGGAUGGAUCUUCUGCUUAUGAGCUUGUGCAGUGCCAUCUAACCUUGUUCUAUAGUUACUGGCCAAUGAAUGAGGUUUUAGAGGCAAUACUCCCUGAAGGUAUAAUAAUUCCUACAGGCUUUGAAACAGUAGGUCAUAUUGCACACUUGAACUUGCGGGAUGAACAUUUACCACACAAGAAACUUAUUGCUCAGGUGGUACUGGACAAAAACAAGCCAAAAAUCCAAACUGUUGUCAAUAAGACUGAUGCUAUUCAAAAUGACUAUAGAACUAUGCAACUUGAAGUCUUAGCUGGUAAAGAUUCCCUUCGUACGAUGGUCACUGAGAGUGGACUUCGUUUUCAAGUUGAUCUAGGGACAGUCUAUUGGAAUUCUAGGUUAGCCACAGAGAGGCAGAGGCUUGUGGACAAUAUCUUUAGAAACUCGGAUGUUGUUUGUGAUAUGUUCUCUGGGGUCGGUCCUUUAGCAAUUUCAGCCGGAAAAAAGGUCAAAUAUGUCUAUGCAAAUGACAUAAACCCUACUGCUGUGGAAUACCUUGCGAGAAAUAUUGUUCUUAACAAACUCGAAAGGAAAAUCGAGACUUUUAACAUGGAUGCUAGAAGGUUUAUCAGCGCAAUAUAUUCAAGCCGGCAUGUGCACCGAGUCACACAAAUAGUAAUGAAUUUGCCCAAUGAUGCUGCAGAAUUCUUAGAUGUGUUCAGAGGAAUUUUACGGAACAGUCAAUCAGGACUGCACCAUGUCAUGCCAAAGAUCCAUGUGUAUGGAUUUUCCAAAGCAAACGAUCCUGAUUAUGACUUCCACGAGAGGAUAAAUUUAGCAUUAGGCGAGAAGGUCAACAAUGUUGAAAUGCACAGAGUACGGCUUGUUGCUCCUGGGAAAUGGAUGAUAUGUGCAUCUUUUACCCUUCCAGAGUCUGUUGCAUUUGCAAAGCAGAAUUACAUUAGUUGUUGAAUUCCAGAGUCCGUGAAUUCUUCCAAGCAGAUUAGUUAGAUGAUGCAUAGAUAAUUUCUGAUUGAAUUCAGUCCACUGAGUGGCCUAUUUUGUUUAUUUUUGUAACGAAGAUAGGUGAAUAAAAAGGCAAAAAGAAGGGUAAUUUUGCACUGCA
Phragmites australis (common reed) is the source of this 2025-nucleotide messenger RNA. Its product is annotated as tRNA (guanine(37)-N1)-methyltransferase 1-like. The record is from RefSeq and is a predicted model, not a curated record. Bases 168 to 1871 code for a protein of 567 amino acids. NCBI's taxonomy places the organism in Eukaryota, Viridiplantae, Streptophyta, Magnoliopsida, Poales, Poaceae. The transcript is spliced from 9 exons. Gene Ontology annotation, cellular component: cytoplasm. Gene Ontology annotation, biological process: tRNA N1-guanine methylation.